This is a messenger RNA of Rubroshorea leprosula, 1965 nucleotides long. The record is from the annotation of a GenBank genome assembly. NCBI's taxonomy places the organism in Eukaryota, Viridiplantae, Streptophyta, Magnoliopsida, Malvales, Dipterocarpaceae.
ACGUCUUGCUUCUUUUAUCAGUACUUCUUAUCAGCCUACCUGUUUUGAAAAUAGAACAUGCAACUAAAGAAGAUUUACUCCUUAGCCGAAAGCCUGGAGGAGCUAUUGGAUACAUGCGGUAUCAGAGGAUUGAUUAUUCUAAGCCUCUCGCUGCAGGCUUUCCUAAUUCUGUUUUCACCGUUAAGGAGGAGAACAGGUGGGAAAUGGGUAUGGUUCGUCACGAUUCCAACCUGGAUGGCAUACUUGCUUGCAGAUUGGGUUGCUAUAUUUACUAUUGGAGUCAUCUUGCGUGCUGAAAGUAGUGACAUACUACCCCUUUGGGCACCCUUUCUUUUGUUGCAUCUUGGUGGCCCCGACACCAUUACUUCCUUCUCUCUAGAGGAUAAUGAACUCUGGAUCAGGCACUUGUUGGGGCUUUUGUUACAAGUUGGUUUAACUGUCUAUAUUAUCCUUCUAUCAGUACUCUCAAAUGACAUACUUUGGCCCCCAACCCUCCUAGUGUUAAUUGCAGGGAUAAUCAAAUAUGCAGAGCGCAACCGUGCUUUCUAUCUUGCAAGCUUUGACCAUUUUGGGGAUAACUGGGAAAGAUUCAUACCGUUCAUGCCUCGGAUCCCAGUACAAUUUUUAAAUUUUUUAUUUUUUUGGAUGAUAAAAGAGAUAGAAGAAGAAUCCUUUCCAGAACAAAUUGCUGGGCAUUUGAGGCGGAUGAUUGACAAGUUUCAGAAUAUGAUGUGUCUUGGAAGCCGCAAUCAAGAGAAUCAUCAGAAAGGUUCGAAGGAGAUAGAAACAGCGAAAGGAACAAGUAUAAAGGCACUCUGCCUCCUUGGUGAUAUUAAGAGCCUACUUGUAGGUACUCCUUUGAGUUCAUUUGAAAAAUUGCUUCCUGCUGAAGAUAUGCAUGAGAUGCUCCGAGCCAUAGAGAUCCAUCUAAGCCUCUUGUAUGAGCUUCUUCAUACAAAGUUGCCUGUGGUUGAUUCCAAGAUUGGUUAUGCUUGCCGCAUCAUUAACCUUGGUUGCAUUUUGGGAGCCUUUGUGUCAUUCUCAUUACUUAAGAAGCACCUGCACCACUAUAAGUUGUUGAAGUUUGAUAUUUGGCUGACCUACGUGUUGCUGAUCGGGGCUUUGGCAUUGGAUUUGAUAUCCAUCAUUUUACUCACUUUCUCUGAUUGGAUUACUAUGGCUCACAUCCCGGAAGUAAGGAAUUCUCUUAAAUUCAUCGACACAUGCAGAUGGUCUAAUUCAGUUCCCCAAUUAAAUAUUUUAGCUUGUCGUUUCAAGAAUAAAGAUGGUGAUCAUCCUAACAAAAUGAUUGAUUUGCUUGGCAUAAGGAAUUUGUUAGAAACCAUAAGAAGAUCAAUCCUGUGUUUGUCCUCCAAAGGUUUUGUAGAAAACCAAGUGUGGAGCUUCAUUUUCACUACAAUAAAGGAAAAGAAUAAAGCAGGCAGUGCUUAUGCAGAUUUUGCUUGGAGCCUUAAGAAGUUUCAACACAUGGAAAGCCUUCUGAUGUGGCACAUAGCCACUGAAAUAUGCUACCGAAACAGCCCCAGCUCUACCUCUACAUCUAAUAAUAGUUUUAAUCACAGAGAAAUAUGCAAGUUGCUUUCAGAUUAUAUGUUUUACCUUCUGGUGAUGGAGCCUACUAUGAUAGAUGGCUCGCCUAAGAAUUUGAAUGAAGUAUUUGACGGUCCACUCUGGAAAUGGCCAGAUAUCAUUAGAGGUGAAAAGGGAUCCAUAGAAACAAUCUUUAAAGAUUUGGACAAGCUAUUGUUGGAAGAAGAGAAAGACGUGAACAAGCUGUUGGAGAUAACAAAGGCAGUGGACAAGGACUAGGACGAGGAUCUGCUAACCCUCGAGAAAAAGAUAGAGAACGAUUUUUUCUCUAAGAGAGGGGAAGAUUAUUUUUCCAGGGUAACUGCUGCCUGUUAUCUUGCCCGUGAGCUCCUCCGUCCGCGGACUCAGCAGAGU